Molecule: messenger RNA, 15557 nt
Organism: Pelobates cultripes (western spadefoot toad)
Lineage: Eukaryota; Metazoa; Chordata; Amphibia; Anura; Pelobatidae
Source: the annotation of a GenBank genome assembly
GCUGCUGGCAGAGCUCAGAGAGCGCUCAGUGUGCGGCCGGGGGACAUGGGAGAGAGCUAGCUGGACUGUCACCACCAUCCUCAUCAUCCUCAGCCACACCAUCACCUCCACCAUCACACAGCUCUAUGUAGGAACCCUGCCCCCUCCACUGCUAUUAGCCUGCUUCUCCCCCCAUAGCCCCCCAUCAUAUAGCCCCCCCUAUCAUAUAGCCCCCCCAGCCUAUAGCCCCCCUAUCAUAUAGCCCCCCAUAGUAUAUCCUCUCUAUAGCCCCCCCUUACUGUUAGCCCCCCUUUACUGUAACCCCUAUUGCUGAUUUUGCUUGAAAGCUUUUUAUUAUUUUUCUCCUCUUUAUUAUUAUAUUUUUUUGCACAGAGUUUACCUUAUUUUUUAUUUUUUUUGCACAUUUUUUCCCUUCCAUUUCUUGCCCGGAUUUUGCACAUUUUUGCCCCUGGUUAUAUUAUUAUCACUUCCCUGGAUUAUUAUUAUUAUUAUUUCCCUGGAUUAUUAUUUUUAUUAAUAAUUAAUAUAAUGGAGCUGGAGCACAUGUUGAAUGAUUUCACCCACAAGCUCUCCCAGCCCAGCCUGGCUUGCCCCCUCCUGGGCCCUCAACAUGGGGUCCUGUCCCCUGUUACCAGCCUGGCAUUCAACAUGACCCAACUCACCGGCCUGGGCAGGUAAAGAUACAGCUAUCUAUCUAUAUACUGUGUAUUUAUAACUAUUACUGGGAUAUUGCACAUUGCAAUGUCUGAUUUACAGCCUGAUACUGCAUGUCUCCAUUAACUGUGACUUGUAUACAUGUAUUAGAUUGCAAUCUUUUCGGGACAGGUCCUGUGGCUGGUUAUUAUUGUGUGUUUCCUGGGUUAUGCUUUGUACUGUGUUAGUCCUGGUUGCUGCUGCAUAGCUGUCACAUACUGUGGUUUUUACAUUUAUAUGUGUUAAUAUAUUUGGAUGUAAUUCCUAGUUGAGACUUAUGUCCAUCCUGUGCCACGUUCUGUAUUUGAUAUUCUGCUCCAUGCUUCCCUCCCUGAUCUCUAUAUACUAUGUAUUCUCUUUAGGUUGGAGUGUAGGAUUAGGGAUAUAGACAUUAAUGUUAUUAACUGUGUAAUAUGGAGCUUUGCUUUGUCACUAUGUAGCUGCUAAUCAUGUAAUAAGAUGGACUGCCUGCAUGUUCACUGGAGGCAGCCAUGUUGUUCUUCUACACUAGAGAAUGUGGUUCACCAAAAGUUGGCUAGAUACAGUAUUACAGGUGAAUUGUUGUCUGAACAGGAGACUUACUGGUUAUAAAGUUGUCUUCCUUUAAAAAAUAUUUUUCAAAAUGUCAGCUCCCACUUACAAGUAUUUUGUGUGUUUUGAGUUUAAAUACAUUCCAGAAAUAAUUGCAUAAACAAUAAAUAAGUACAAGUUCAUUUGUGAUUAUUGUAAAUAGCCAGUAUGUAGAAGAGUGUUUAUUUUUUUUUACUUGUCUGCCAUGCUGAGCUAAAUUCUGCAGUUGAAUAGUCACUAUAACAUUUCUACUGUCUUUGCAUCAAUUUGCAAUCAAGAUACACAAAUUAUAAGACAGACACCCCUCAGGCCUCAAACUGAGCCCCGCUGUCUAAAUUUACAUGGAGCACCUUAUAUUGUCCCCAGAUACUGGAAAUGUGCAAAUGUUUGUAAUUAGUGUGUAAAUUGAUUAUUCAAACAGGCCUUUUUCAAAGUCUCUAAAAUCCAAGUUUAUUCAAAUGCUUAUCAGUGCAUUUAAUUAGCUGUCUGUAACAAUCUCCAAAUAUCUCCACAAACUGGGCUCUGUGAUAGGGACUGUAAUUACCUGAAAACCAAAUCUUUUAUUAUGUAGAAAUCUUGGCAUAGCAAAAAUAUUUGCCCUUUAGCAACUGCAGACUGCAACUCUCAUCAAGCUCGGGCCAAAACUCAGUGCUAGCAUCUCCUUGUCUUGUAUUAUAUUGGCAAACAUUUCUUUAUAUAUAUAUAUAUACACACCAUUCUAUUCUGCUAUCUCCUCAUCUUUAGCUAGCCAUGCAUUGACUACUCAUUCAAUGCAUUACAGAUACAAUGGCUCUUCACAUCAAUUGCAUGUUAAAUGCUAUUUUCCCACCAAAGAAUCCAGGUUAUCCUUUCCCUUAAUCUGUUGCCUGAGGGCCCUUUAUUUCCUGAAAACAGUGAUAGUAGAUCAGUGGCAAAGCUGGGAAGGGUUAUUCAAAGGGAUCACUUAUAAUUCUGACACCUCCUUCAUUGUCUGUCCUGUUACAUGACCUAAUGAUCAGUACAUGUCAGGGUUCAGCUAGGUCUGCCCUACUUGGAACAGUUACACAUUUAUCUAAAAUGUCAUUUUUACUCAGCGUCUCCUGUUGGUUUAUUUUAGUCACUCAAUCAGGCAUUGUGGAGAACUGAAAAAAUGAUUCAGGCCAAAAUAACUCAAAUUUCUCCCAGUUGACUAUUUUUGUUUAAAAUUACACUUCUUAUGUUUGUCCUCUCCCCCCCAAAAAAAACUGUUUAGUGGAUACCCACUCUCCCAGGGGUGCCAAAAAGGUAGAUCCCCAGAUGGUGUAGAACUACAAGUCCCACGAUGCUUUGCGUGCCUUUAGAAUGAGAAAGCAUAAUGACAGCUGUAGUUUUAAAACAUUUAGGGAUCUAACUUUUGGGCACCCUUGCUCUAGCUUGCUAUUUAUACUAAAUAUCUUGUUUAUAUUCUUACAGAGCUAUGCACUAAAGUGAGUAUUCAACGUGACUUUCAAAUGUAAGGUCAAAGUAGUCAAUAUGGAAAAGUUGGCUAUAUUAUUUUCAGUUUGGCUACUCUGGCCUUACAUUUGAAAUUCAGUACUGUGUAUUCUCACGUUAGUGAAAAACCCAGUGAGUGUUUUUAGGCUUGCAGUAUGCCAUGCUAACUAUGCUCUGUUAAGCUAUUUAGCCGUAAGAUGGUUUUAGAAAUAAGCAAGUAAUAUUUGUUUUGUUUUAUUUCCAGCCUCAGUGAUACCCCUAAAAGGAAAUUGGGAUUGUCCUUCCCAACCCCAUUAUCUUCACUGUCCCGAACAUCUUCCUCCGAAUCAGCUGACUCUGGUACGUGUCUUGAGGCAAAACCGAAAUAUACAAAUAUCAUGUAUCUGUAGAACACAUUGUGCUGCUAGUCUCCAAUAAUGUUAUUAGUAACACUCUGUACAUUUUACAGGCUACCACAAUGGGCUCGUUUUACAAUACUGCUUUCUUUUACAUUCGUACUGUGGAAUGCUUUUAAACUGUUAAACCAGAAUAUUUAUCGAUAUAAUAACGAGAGAAAUUGUGUUAAAUGAAGCAAAGUGAAUUAAGAGAACUGUGAAGUGUUGGGAAUUAACUUGUCUCAGUUUCCAAGUUGUAAUUUUUUCCAACAAUUCUCAGUUUAGCCACGAAGAUCAAUAAGAUUUAACUGGCAUGUUAUAGUGUUUAUCAGAGUAUUGGACUCGUGUCUAUCUGCUGCAGAGCUGGUCUCAUCCUGUAACGUCACAGUGAUAAGGAAAGGACCACUGAUGUGCUAAAGAAUUUGACCCUGACAUUUCCACAUCCUAGUAAAUAAAACACUCCCUUCUUAUGUCCUCAGGUCUCGACCUGGAUUCUCCAAGCUCGCUGGACCCAGGUGUCACUAACGAAACGUAAGUUCACGCCUUCGGUUUCUUCACUUACCUGCAGGAAAGCGGACAUGUACCCACGUGUGUCUGAAAUGUACAUGAUCAAUAUUUGAGUUAGCCCUACUUGUUCCUUGUUUAAAGGAGACGUGUUUCUCUGCUUUGUUUGCCAAAAGAGCUGAAAACAUUGCUCUGUCUGCUCCUCAUCAGUCUGUUUGCAGCAGGGAUCAUUAACACUUAAUUUUGUCAAAUAAAGAGUUAAGGUAUCUGUUUGAAUUUAGAGACAUAGUGGCUCUGCAAAGCUCAGAGAUUAAGGUUUUUAAAUCUGCUGAAAUCGCCAAACAGUUUACCCAUUCUUCUUUAGAUCAUAUAUUAGUUUGGUCUUUGCCAUCCCUAACUGGUUAAAAAAAUUUUUUUUACCGAGAACAUUAUUUAUUUACCAUUUAUAUGGACAAUGUAUUAAUAAAAAGAUCGGGCUCUUAUCACAAACAUAACUAGGUGGUAUUCCGUGUUUUGAUAGUGUGCAAUAUAUUGUCUUUAAUUUUAUUGUGUGUUUCAUAUAAUGGUCACUUUCUAAAUAGGAAUCUGCUGUAAUAUUUGGAGUUUGUAGCUCCCGUACAGGUACAAGUAAGAUUUCAAUAGCAGCUGUUACAAUUACCUUUUAGUUAUGGAAGAGAGUUCCCUUUUUAUCAGAUAAUCACAAUUGGACAAUUUGUCCAGUUUGGCAAUUUUACAAACAAUCUUGAAACACUUAAAUGUGUUGUGUAGUGAAUAAACCACUGUGAUCCUCAUUCAUUAGACAGUGAGUAGUGACAAGUUAAAAACCACACUGUAAAAUUUGAGUGAAAACAGACAAGACUGAGAAAUUCUUCACUUUAGCUAUUCUUGUAUAAAUUUCGCAAUUUGUUUCUCACCUGAUUAGAGAUAACUGAUUAGCGAUUUAAUCUCUUUAUUUGGAGCGCAGACUCCAUUGUGAUUCUAAUCGAUAUUAGUUGGUUUUUUUAGUGACGUGGUGGGGUGCUCACAUUUUCAUGCAGCUGUCCCCCGGUGGAAUGUGUGUUAACAGCUGCUGUGAGAGACAGAUGCCAUGCGGCACCACCGAGGUGGCCAUUUAAAUGAUAUCCCUUAACAACUGCGGGGCAUAUGGAUGAUACCCCAGUUCACAUCGGCCUGUCCAAAUAGAUCUUUUGUCUUGUCUUAGGCUCACCUUACAGUGUGCAGGCUCACAACCUGCAGAUACCCAACCCCCCCAAAUAAUGUGAUUCCUCGAUUGUUAGUUCACAAAAUGCACACUCAGGUUACUGAGAUCUGAAACCGCAGAGCCCCUGAAUGGAGUGGGCGUUAAUAUCCUUUCGGUUUCACUAUUCAUAACACAGGCCUGGCCUUUGUUACGCCUGCCCUGAGCAUUGCGGAAUGUGAUUAAUGCAUUCCUACCAACAUAGAAGGCAAAGUACAUCAAUGUGUCUUAACCCAUUAAAAACCUGAUUGUUUUUUCCUGUAAGUGAUAACCCUCCUGGCUUGGUUGAGGUUUUUUUUUUUUUUUUUAAUCUGCCCAGCGUGACAGCUUUAGGGUAAGAUAUUUUAAGAUUGUGAGAAACUUGUGAUAAAAAACAUAAUGCACGUCUUGGCUUCCGACUUGGGGUGUGCGUUGUUUGAAUUCUUAGCACAGGAAGUUUGUGAUAGGGUCUGAUGUUUAAUUAACGGUUGGGAAAUAGGGACGCCAAAUUGGAGACUUGUUUCAGCUCUGCCUCCUGGGAUCUUCACAGAAAGUUCUUGUAGGAUUUGGUCCCUGUGACCUUGAAAGGACGCAGAGUAUUGUUGCAGCUAAGAUGCUGUUUUUUUUGGAAGUUGUUGGUGCAGCAAAUAAAACUAGUUGCACAUUGUUGCCUUCUGUCUUAAAGAGCCAGAUCUACUGGUAAAAGGAUGUGAGCCACAUGCAAUUUAGCAGCAGAUAGAGAGCUGGAUACACAGGCAGAUACCUGCAGAAAUAACCUUUUGUGUUUCACACAAGGGCAAUCCUUGUAAUCGUGCCUUGUUGGCUCCGGACAGAUGGCAGGUUGGGUAUACCUGGAUAGAGGUGGCAGGUGCAGAGUGUAAGCUGUGUUUGCUCUAAUCUCCAAUAAGUAACUGGUCAUAUAGUUCUUUCUUUUUAAUUUGGGAGUGGGUCUUUAGACAGGACAGCUUUGUAAUAUUCACCAGGCCUUAUCUCUCAGCACGCUGCAUUUUCUAUUUUGUGUCUAAAGAGCAAUCUCACAAAUGGGUUUUCAGAGAUCUCGUGCGCAUUUAUUUAGCGCCUGUCCCUUUAAUCCUUCGGGUCAGUUCUCAUUUCAUGCUAACCGGUCACAUAGGCCACGGUUUGACAGGUGGCGUUGGUUGGGGGAUAAAGUUGUGAAGACCCCGGACAUGGAGCAUCAAACAUCUGCCCAGAUUCCUUCACCUUUCACCCCUCCGUGUAACCACAAAUCCUUCACUCAAUUUUAAGGCCAUUUGACAACAUCCAUUAUUUUUAAUUGGUUUGUAUUGUAAUGCUUUAAGUGCUGGUAGUGCGAGCCAGGCAGGGUAGCAUUGGGGGUUUAUCUUCCAGAAUUGCUUUGUUUCAUUUUAACGCUGUUUUUGUGUUACAUUGAGAUGUCCCAAAAUGAGCUCAGUUUCUUGAACAAAACAAGUAGGGGUUUAUUUACUUAAUCUUGAAUUGACCACUGAAUUGUAAAAUUUACAAUAGAAUAGUUAAAUUAACCUCGUUUAGUGACAUUUUACUGUACCUUGAAUCCAAAAACCUUAUUUCUCCAUAAUUGGUCCAGCAGAAUUUUUUUUUACAUUACUUUCCUUUUUUUAAUACUUUAUUUCAUUGUAAUACGAGUGGUUAGUUUGUGUUUAAUGAGUUCAUCUAUAUUCCCCAAAAUACAAUAAUUGUCAAAAUAACCGCAGGGGUUAUAGGUCUUCUAUAUAAAUGGGAAGGGGGAGGGGGGCGUCUGUCUAUAUUCAAGGGGAGGAUGUGGAGUUUUACAUUUUUUCCAAGACACAAAGCAUGUCUAAAGAAAUAAUCUUUCUUUUCUUACAAAAAGCUCAAGUUAAUUGGGGCUCUGUGUGCUUUCCAUCUGCCAUUCUGUGCUGUCCUGAAUGGGACGGGGAGACCUUUCAACACGUGCUCGGUGGGCAGACAUGCUGCCUGGUGCCUGAAUAGGCUGAAUGGAUGCUUUGAAAUGCCACACUUGUCCCUUCCUGAUCCUCCAGGCAGACAGCUGUUGGGGGCCCAGCCGUGCCUGCAUUGGCCAUAUGGCCCAGGCGAACAAAGGCUGCAAUUUGCAUACAGGUGGAGGGGACUGCUUUGCUAUAGGAGCUGUGAUAAAGCUCUUUACAGCCACCCUAGCUAUUUAUCCAGGUUGGAGCUAAUGGCUUUGUUGUAGGAUUGUCUUGGCAAAUGUUUAAUCUUUGAGGGUUUUUUUUGUUUGGUUUUUUUUUUAUUUGCCUAAUUAUUUAAAGAUAAAUUAGAUCACCGGGUCAUUACACUUAACAGCUACCUGCAUGCUGCCUCUUUUAAACAGUACAUAUCUGGGAUUUGUGAAAAAAAAAUACAGUUUUUAUUGAUUUAUUUAAUUAGAGCUUUGCUCGCCUGCUAAUUUUAAUGAAGGCAAUUAUUUAAAAGGGAAAAAAAAAAUUGAAUGCAAAGUGUUACAGUUACCAUACUGGAGAUCUAAUCAUUCAUUUAGAGAAAUCUUCAUCGAUGUGAUUUUUGCAAUGUCUACGUUUUUAGUGUUUUAAUGCAUGCGUAUAUACACGCUGUAUGUACAUUUUCCUUUUAUUUAUCUUUGAAUUUGGAUGGCUCGUGUAUGGAUGUUUGUGUUGAUUAUUUAUAGAACAAUAGAUUGUUGUCAUUGCUCAGAGACCUCCUUCCUUUACUUUGUGCUUAAUUUAAAGAACACGCAGGAUGGCUUCUUACAUUUUCUUCACUUCCUUCCUUGCAGAUUUGAGAAAGCUAUUUUAGAAACGUCCGUCCUAGACAAUGAGUAAGUAUUUCAUUACAUUUAAACUAUAUCCUUUUGGCACGUGUCCAUUACCAGAGAUUCGUUUUUAAUUUAGAAAUUUAUUUGUUUGUUUUCUUCAGAGAAAUACCAGCUACAGUAAACCAACCUGUGCAUUUAUUAGUCGUCAACCCAGAUUAACUAUUAACUAAACUUUCUCCACGUGAAUGAUAUACAAACAUUAUUAUUAUUAUUAUUAUUAAUAAUAGAUAUCCCAAUAUGCUGCCAAUACCUGCUAAAGACUGAAGAUUUAAUUGUAUGAAGUGGAUUUCUGAUGAUUAAUCCACCUUAUGUUAACAUGUUGUGAGACUUACAAAUGACCAAUCAUGGGUUUUUUUUUUGUUUUGUUUUUAGAUUUAACUUGAAGUUGCCAAUCAGGAGACUAUAUUCAUUGCCGGUAAGUUGAUUUAUUACAUAAUUACGAUUUAUGGGUAUCAGGGUAAAAAAACAGAUUGUAUCCGUUAUGACUGAUGAGAUGCUUUGGUCGGUGUGAAGUGACAUUAGGAAGUCACUGUGGGCAUCUAGCAUUGCUUACAAAAUGUUAGCUAUGCACAUUCACCCAAUACCUCUAUGUUUGGUUAGCAGGUAUCAAUCCAAGGUGGCAGCCCAGCUUUAAGAAAACUUUCUCUUCCAAGUGACCUGGAUUCCCCGAGACCUCUUGAAAGAAGCCCGGCAACGAGAGACAACAAAGAAAAUGUAAGAUUUGAUCAUGUUUCUUGUGCUGAACUUAGAGGGAAUACAGAUAAUCUGUCCAGUGAUGGAGAUUGUAUGAUGGCUUUAAGGUCACCUUGACCUCUCAUGAUCCCUCUAGCCAUUUCGGAAUGCCAGAUUAGUUUUUUAGAUCAUAAUGAAAUGUUAGUAUGGGAGCACUGCAUUUCUAUUUCUAAAUAUCAGGAAGCACACUAGACACGUCUUUAAAAAGCAAAAUGCUACUUCAGUAUAUUUGAUCAUUUUUAAAUUUAAAACUGAAUUUUUUUUGUUUCUUUAAAUUUUAUAGGAAGUAUUUUCUUUCAAGAGGCCGUGGUUGCUUCCCUUCCCUCAGUGCAGACUGCGAAAUACUGAUGAAAAAGAAGUGUUCUCGGAACGGCCUAACUCUUCCUCGGCUUUCGUGGUAAGUGUCAAAACCCUUUUUGCAAACCAAGCUUUCUGGUACCCUGAUAUUUGGAGUGUAUAGCAUGAGAAAAAUAUCACAAGAUUACAGAAUAUGAUCUGCUCACUGUGCACAGAUAUCGAGUAUUGAGAGAAGUUUCACUCGGACGUUGUGUUAAUGCUUCUGCUGACACUUAGCCUUGUUGAUUACAAUGGAAUCCAGUUAUUAAAGAAUAUGACAUAUUGAUUGUCCCUCUAAAUGCCGGUUUUAGGUCUGACCUGAGUUUAUUCCUUUUGUCUCUAGCUGUUCUCUAACACAAGAAAUGUCUCUCAACUGGAGGAAGAAGAAAGCCCCGUCCGAUUGCGCAAAUCCUCCCUCACAUUUUCCAUAUGUAAUGACGAUGAAGAUGAUGGCUUUAUGGAGAUUAUGGAUGAUGAAGAUGCAAAGGUACACACAUAGUGCUUUAAUUACUAAUGCAGCAAAGUGUGAGCAGACGGCCGGUGUAAUGAAGUGUAUUUUAUUUUUCGUCUUUAGAGAUAUGGUGUAUUAAGCCUUUGUUUAUUAAACUUUCAUUCAUGACACAGCGCUUUAAGAUGUUGCAAUGUUGUUAAACCAUUAAAAGACAUUGUAUAGAUAUUGUAGUUUAUAAAGACCCUGCACUUCCAUAGAUCACACCAGCCACUCUGUGUCAAUAUUUAGGACCUUUGUGUCUGUGUAGCUUGCUCUAAUUUAAGUUUUUUGUUUUCUUUUCAGGAUGAAUCAGACAUUCCCCCUGGGAUGGAAAACCUGCUGACGGCCCCUUUCGUAAACAAAGAGAGCGAUUCUGUAAGUGUUCCUAAAACCUGCACCUACCUUCUAAGGCUGAUCUAGAUGUUCUGACUGUCAAACUCUGCUCUUAUAUAAAUAGUAUGUAUCACUGAUCCUCUCUUUGUUCCUUGCUCUCACAGGAUUUGGUAAUAAGAAGCAAACGCCGGCGUCUGUUCCGGUCCCCUUCCAUGCCCAUGAGUGUAAUUAGGCCCAUAUUAAAACGUCUGGACCGGCCGCAGGAUGAAGACACCCAAGUGAAAUCUAAGAGGCAUAAGAACAUGGCCGCCAGCUUCCCAGAAGAAGAACAUAAACAUGAGGAACCGGUAUGUAUAACUCAGAAAAGAACAAUUUUUGUUCAUUAACCUAUUAUUCCUUUGUUGAUGAGUUUGUUGUUUAUUGUUAGGUGCAAUCCCAUCUCUGGCCCUUUCAUAAAAUAUUUCACAUAAUGUAAGAUUAAUAAAACACUAAUAAUUUGGGCUAUUUAGAUUAUAAUAAUAUAGGAAUACCUUUACAUAAUGAAAUGGUUCUGGCUGUACCAGGAAUGGUCAUUAUACAUGCCGCCAUUUUUGCUGAGUGUAUUGAUAGAAGAUUUGAUGGUUUAAUGCUUUGUGAGAAUGAAUGUCUCGUUCCUGUUGCUUGGGCCUCUAAAGGAUGAAAUGACUGAUGCCGGACUCUAAGAAUUGAUCUGUAGCUCUGUAUCUCAUUUUACAGCAUUGCUAAUGUACUUGUUUGGUUUCUUUCUUUCAGAAAAUGAAGAUCGGAAGAUCGAAGUCAUUGUGUCUUAGUAUGGUUGAGGAAGUGAUGGAUGACGAUGAGAGAGAGUUGAUUGGUGAUUCCUCUAAGGUGAGAGAACAUGAUAAUAACUGUGAACAUUUACACUUCGUCUUAGUAAGUGCUUCGGAAUUGUGUAUAUAUAAAAAAAAAAAUUCUAAACUGAAAAACCACCAAAAUAAAGAAUAUACAAAAAAUAAAUAAAAAAAAUUCUAUUCUAUGGCAACGUUCUAAACGUUGAGCAAUCUGCAGGAAUAUUCCAUUGGGUUCCAUGGUGACUGCAUCACUCUUAGAAUUUUUCCCCACACGCUUGCUUUUAUGUAAAACCCAUUGUUAUUCAAAGAAACCAUUGUAUUAAAAAACUCCACUUUUUCUCAGUCAACAUGGUUAAAUGUUUUUGUUUUGUUUUUUAUAGCUUUUUAUUUACUCAAUAUGUGUUUUAUUUUGUAGACAUAUUUAUUAAAGACGGUGGAAGGCAAGCACCAAGAUUUGAAAUACAUAACUGGAGAAAUGGUAAGUGACGUCACUAAACAGAAGUACAGGAGUUUUGGGGAUGAAUUCAUGGCUCUGCCUCCCAGCAGAGUUGGUAGACGGAUCAAAAUAAUGAAUAACCACCUUAUUUCCUCCUGUUAGAUGGAUGCUGUGUUGAGGGGAAGAUAUAAAGAUGUGAUUGAACGUUGUGUAAUCAUAGACUGCAGAUACCCGUACGAAUACGAAGGAGGACAUAUCAAGGUGAGAGGCACAAAUCUAAUAGAAAAAAACCCUAUACUAUCACUAUAUAUAGACGGAAGGACUUUGACACACUAAUCAAAUAGCCCUGUUCAUCUGCAGAUAACGAAACUGCAGCAAUGCGAUAAUCAGUUACUUUGUGUGAUCAUAGUUUAUGGGACAAUGGUUUCCCAGUAAUUAAUAUUUAAAUAUGUCUAUUUUCUCUCAGGGUGCAGUGAACCUACCUCUGGAGCAAGAUAUUGACGAUUUCCUACUGAAGAAACCAAUUCUACCAACAAGUGAAGACAAAAGAGUAAUCAUAAUCUUUCACUGUGAAUUCUCCUCCGAACGAGGACCCAGGAUGUAAGUAGCUUUUACAUAAACUCUGAUUGCUUUAACACCUAUACGAAGGUUAAACAAUAAUAAGUGCAGGCUGAGACGCCUACACGUUGGAGUGUGAUUAGCAGAGAUUCUGUGAUCACAAAAUCCAGUUGUAGUCCGGAAUGUGCAUGUUAUCGUAUAGAUAACCCCUUCAGUUUACUUAAAGUUAUUCAGCUAUUACAAAUUCAAACUUAUUAACCUCUUUUUUUCCAUUGGCGACAGGUGCCGAUUUGUCAGAAAGCAAGACCGAAACAGCAAUGAAUAUCCAAACCUACACUAUCCAGAGCUUUAUGUCCUUAAGGGAGGGUACAAGGAUUUCUUCCCUGAAUUUCAGGUUAGUAGAGAAUUUAAUGGUUCUUACAAGGCACAUACCAAAGACAUUACCCAAAUUUCUUGACAUGACAAAACAUCCACUUGAGACCAGAAAUGCAGAAGCACUAUUUCCAGAACUACGGAAUGCAAUAAAUCUUUUAUUCUAUUGGUGUAAAAAUGUAUCUCUCUAGGAGGAGGAGGAGUCUAUUUUAUUUCUGUUUACUGAGCAUCAGCAGCAUUUCACCACCUCUACUGGUGUAAAUGGAUAUGUAAUAUUGUAUAGAGCCCUCAGAGACCAGUGCAGACUGUACAAUGGGAUGUAUCAGCAGUCAGUAUGUAGAUCUUACUGCAAGCAUAUCACAUCAGACCUUCUAAAUCUUUCUUAUAUAUGGUCGAUGACCCAUUCAGUAAUGGCCAAACAGAUUCAGUGAUUCAUUUUUAAAUUGUAAUGUAACACAACCAAGAUAAAUAGAACAAAACACCUUCAGUGAAUGAAACACGAUGUACACAAUAUUCAAUAAUGUUUUCCUCGUUUUCUUUUAACAGAGCCAUUGCGAGCCUCAGGCUUACAGACCAAUGCACCACGAGGACUUCAGGGAGCAUCUGAAACUUUUCCGUUCCAAGAGCCGAACGUGGAUUGGAGACAAAAGCAAAAGAGAAAUGUACAACCGACUGAAACACUUGUAGACGAUCGAGAUCUUUAAAAAAAUAAAAAUAAAUAAAUUUUAAACAAAAAAGGGCAGGUCCCUACAACCACAGUUUUAUGAAAUAGCCAGAUUGGAUUAUGUUUCACUCAUGGUCUAUCUAUGGAUCUACAAGGUUUCGUUCUUCGACUUGUUGCACAACGGAGAUGAUGGUCUUGGUUUAUCUCCAGCCGCCCAGCACGGAGCUCGUCCUUUCUCUCUGGAAUGUUUGUUUAUUGGCUGAAGAAACAUUGUUUGUUCGGAGACUGUAUUUUCUGUCUCUUGUUAACAGAUACAGUUUGCCAGCAAAGAAAAAAGGGUUAUUUCCACAAAGAAAGGAUUUCUUACACCAGCAUUAACCCCUAUGUAGACUUCACUGGACAAUCACGCAGAGGAUUAAUUAUGCUGCCAAUCAUAAUCCUACUUACAGUGGAUCGCCGACAUUCACUGCCACACAGCGUCAGACAUAUCUUUUAAUAUCCUAACAAUGGACCAGUUCCGGUUAGGAAGAGACCCUUGAAGCUUCCCACGCUCUGCCAUUAACCAGUUGUUGGAUAUUUUUAAUGUCUUUGCUGCCGAGGAAUGGCGUUCCAUUUCUUUUAUAAUUUGUGUGUCUGUGUUUGUGUGUGGAAUGAGUGUUUGUGUAUGACUUGUUGCACUUGCACUUUUAUUAACCUCUCAAUCACUGAAGAGGUUUUCCAGGCAAUGCAUGGCCCUCUGUUUAUUAAGAGGCCAAUCAGCUUCCCGCAUUUAUUACGGAGUUUGCCAUGGGUCUGUAUGUGCAGCGUUUGUGUAAUGUAUGUGUAUUUGUAUAUAGCGUAAAGAUGUGUCCCCAGCUGCUUAAUGAUGUGUAUUAGCCAGGAGGGAGUUGAUGUCUGUUAAUAUUGGUGAUUAAAUGGGAAUUUUGAAUAUAUCAGCGUGCUUUACUUGUUUCCAGAACAAUGGCAAAAAAAAAUAUUAAAAAUUACUUAACGCUCCAAAAUAAUGACAUUAUUUAUGGCAUAUGCACAUAGUUUACAAAUCAGCUUUGCGCUGCUCAACUGGGAAUCAUUUUGUUAAACAAAAUAGAAAUAAUGAUUUAUUCAUUUGCUGUACAAAAAAAAAUAAUAAUAAUAAUUCAGAACAUUUAAAGAGUGCCCUAUUAAUAGCGUAACAUAACAGGUAGACAGCCCGGAGUGAUAGAACAUGGGCCAGGGACUGGACCACUUAUUUCAUAAUAGAAGCUACAUUUCCUGACUUCCCAGCCCGUUGUUUAAUCUGCUGUUGAUUCAAACAUUUCAAACCAACUUACUGAGUUUUUUUAGUUUUUUAAUCAAUGGGCGAUUAAUUCAAUAUAACUAAUAAUGUGUAUGGCAAAGUUUCACAAUCGCUAGACUGUAUUCUUUGCACAGAAGCCUUAGUUUCCCAAACAUUGUUGCUAUUUAUUCAGACACGUCGUUAAUUAUAUCCUGCAACUCUAACGUUUGUCCCCACCCUGAAUUUGCACAUUUUACAGCCAGGGCUAAACUUGGGACAAAUACAGAGGAUUUAAGUGUAAAUAAUACUUAGGGAAGGUGACCAGUCCCUUUGUAAACUACCCCUUGGCAGAUACAGGCAGGCAUACAAUAAGUAAUGUUGCAGAUGCAUUCUGUGCUUUGUAAAUAUAUAUUGCCAAGUCUGUCUGCCGAUCAACAAAUUAAACAAACGAGUGAAAACCGGAAAUAAAGGCCUUAUUUACUGCACCCAGAACAGUAAACCUGUCCAUUUAUUUUUCCUCUAUUCUUAAUUAUUGGAUUGGUGAAACAAACUGUGAAUAACCAGACACAUGUUUUUAUUUGAGCAAAGGAUCUUGGUGUUUAAAAAUACGAUUAACCUUACCAACGCAUUUCACCCUCAACUACAACAUCAGUUUCUUGAAUGUGAAUCUGUUAGAAAUAUGUGCAACUCAGGAAUAUUUAAAGAUGUGAAAUGGUGCAACAAAUAAAUCCUUUUAAGGUUUCAUUUUGAAACAUUGGCUAUUACUGAAACUAAAACAUCAUACCAUUAAUCUGCAGUACAGUACCUGCCACUCCAAAUUAGUACGUCUUAAACAAGGAGCUCCUAGGAGCUAAAUAAGUGGAUAUUCCCAUAGUGUUCAAAACACUUUCUAAAAAAUUAGAAACUAGAAAUAAAUUGGUAGAAAUGAAGGUCCCAGAGGUUUUUUGAUAAUCUAUAUUCUAGCUCAUUGAGUACCACAGAUGCGUGCAUUGCUAGUUCAAAUGAAUUGGGCAAGGACGUAAAUGACAGGUAACCAAAUAUGAGAUAUUAUGGAUUUAUUCUAUGAUUAUUCUAUGGUUAUUUCGUUCGCCAUAUCCAAGUGGACACAACAGAAGGAGCUUGGUUCCAAAACCUUGGUUCCAAUUGCCUUCUCUGUGUACUACUGGGAUAGGUACAAUGUUACAAUGCAGCACCGGAAAUCAACAAACCAGAGAACUCCGACGGUGCCCUUUAUCCUGAAUUUCCAAGGUUCGCUAAGAAAGCACUUUCAUUUGUUUUGCCAUUUUCUAAAAACAAGUAACCAGAUUCCUCUAUUGCCCUGCUAUUUAAUAUCUUAUUAUGCCCCUAUAAUAUAUAUUCAGCUAUUGUCUUUUAAAUCUGACUUAUUAAUAUUCUUAUUGUGUCUUUAAAAGCAUCAUCUAGUUCAUUUUUUUUUUUUUUUUUAAGUAUGUGCGGUUUCUUUUGGCAUGUUUUUUAUAAAUGUAAUGUUUUUCUGCCCAUGUAACAUUCGGAAAAUCAGAACCUGAAAUUGAAAAGGGAUGAUUUAUAGAUAGUGGCAUUUUACAGCAAAUAUAUAAUUUUUUUUUUAACCGUUAAAUGACUUCAAUCUCUAAAUAUUUCUUUUAUUUAUAAAGUACCCAGAAAAGAUUCCCACUAUAAUGCCGCCGUACAAAAUGUAUUUAUUUUUAUGCACAUUUUAUAUAAAAUGUAUUUCUUUAAACGAUAUAGGAGAGAUGAAUGCCAUUUCUCCAAACCGCAAUAAUACUUUUUGUGUUGAGUUUGGCCCCAACGUAAUAUUAUCAUUAUAAUGUAUGCUGUGUUUAAUGGUGUGUUUUUCUACGUGCUAUGAGUGACUGACAUGUCAAGCUUCUCCUUACCACAUUAUUGUGCGCACAUUUAAAUAUUUGAAUUUCAGGGAAAAAUAAAAUCCUUGUCUUAAUAUUUGAGUUCUGAU